Parnassius mnemosyne (clouded apollo) is the source of this 1137-nucleotide messenger RNA. Lineage: Eukaryota; Metazoa; Arthropoda; Insecta; Lepidoptera; Papilionidae. The record is from the annotation of a GenBank genome assembly.
AUGGCGGGUGAAAAAUUUCUUUGGGCGUCCACAGUAUGGCUUCGGAUCAUGCUUGUAGCCACCGACCUAUGUUAUGCACAGUCUACCCUGCUCACAUUCCAAGAUCUUCUACCAGAAGAUCCCAAGCUGUACGACAAGAUGCGCCCUCCGAAGACCAACGAUCAGCCGACCAUCGUGAACUUCCACGUCACUGUUAUGGGCUUGGACUCUAUUGAUGAAAACUCCAUGACAUACGCUGCUGACAUUUUCUUCGCCCAAACCUGGAAGGACUAUCGAUUGAGGUUGCCCGAGAACAUGACAUCAGAAUACAGACUGUUGGACCUCGACUGGCUGAAGCACAUGUGGCGGCCGGACUCUUUCUUCAAGAACGCCAAGUCCGUCACGUUCCAGACGAUGACCAUCCCCAACCACUACGUGUGGCUGUACAAGGACAAGACGAUCCUGUACAUGGUGAAACUCACCCUCAAAUUAUCCUGCGCCAUGAACUUCCUCAUCUACCCGCACGACACGCAAGAGUGCAAGCUGCAGAUGGAGAGCCUGUCGCACACGACUGACGACCUGAUUUUCCAAUGGGAUCCAGACGUACCACUGGUGGUGGACGAGAACAUCGAGUUACCGCAGCUGGAGCUUGUGCAGAACAGAACCGCUGACUGCACCCAGGUGUACUCAACCGGUAACUUCACAUGUCUGGAAGUGAUCUUUAAGUUGAAGCGACGCCUUGGCUACCACCUCUUCAAUACCUACAUUCCGACCUGUCUCAUAGUCAUCAUGUCUUGGGUGUCGUUCUGGAUCAAGCCGGACGCGGCGCCGGCGCGCGUGACGCUGGGCGUGACGUCGCUGCUGACGCUGUCCACGCAGCACGCCAAGUCGCAGGCGCAGCUGCCGCCCGUCUCUUACCUGAAGGCGGUGGACGCGUUCAUGUCUGUCUGCACCGUGUUCGUGUUCAUGGCGCUAAUGGAGUACUGCUUAGUUAAUAUAAUUCUAGAUGACGGUGGUCGAAAACCCAAGGAACCAGCAGAAGCAGCAAAAGCGAGACUACGAGCGCUGAGCAUCGACCGCUUCUCCCGCGUUUUCUUCCCUCUACUCUUUUCUGUUUUGAACGCCACUUACUGGAUCCAGUUCGCGCAGUACAUCUGA